UGUGGGCAGCGCGGCCAGCUAACAACAACGGCAAACAGAACAACGGCAAUCGCGACGCGGACUCAGCAUUUUGUUAUUGUUUUCACGACUCAGAACUUUUAACGUGGAGUUUGCCUGCCGACAAAAACAGAGAGCAAAGAAAGAGCACACUGGCGAGAGAGUUGAGAACACAACUGGAAGUAUUCGUACAUGUGAGGGAGAGCGAGGGAGUGUCUGUGUGAGUGUGAGUGUGUGUGAGAUCAAGAUCUGGAAAAAUCAGCUAGCUGCAGCUUCUCGUCGCCUGGCUGCAACAGUUUCGAUUCGUGCGCGUCGCUUGCAACAUCAAAUUUCGCUUGUUUUCGGUAUUCGGUUAUUGGUUUUGGUUUCGGUUUCGAUUUCCGUUUCGAUUUCGGUUUUGGUUUCGGUUUGUUGUGCUUACUGUGUGUGGGAAAAAAUGCAACAAAAAUGUCUGUCCAUUAGAUGUAAUCGUUUUGGCGCUUGUAAUUGGCGGCAGCUGCUUUUGUUUUGCCUUUAAGAGCAGCCAACAGUGAAACAGUGAACUACAACAGCAACAGCAGCAACAACAACAACAACAACAUACUGGAGGCAAAUGCAGUCAAGGCGUGCUUAAUUAACAUGCAACUGGCAACAAGUAAACGACAGCAACAACAGCAGCAACAACAGCUACAACAACAGCAACAACAACGUCGACAAGCUAACGACAGCAGCACGUCAAAAAGUGCAAUCGAAGAUAUCAAAAGAAACAAAAAUUGCCGAUAGGCAACAACAUCAAAAGCAACAACAACAGCAACAACAACAACGACGUCGUCAAGCUGUCUAACUAAAGUUCGCCAAUCAGUCAAACUAAAGAUGCGAUGUCCAAUGUUGCAAAGACCUUGCCCUGCAGCUGUUAAUUAAAGCGCACAACAGCAACAAUUGCAACAUCAGUGUACAGCAACAACAGUUGCAGCAACAGCAACAGCAACAGCAACUGCAACAUGUCGCUCGUUUUGCGGAGUCAACGCGCCUUCAUUGAGGAAAAUGCUCGUCAAAUGCCGGGGAAUAACAAUGGCACCCCAAGCUCAUCAUUAACUCGCUCGGUGCGCAGCUGCAACUGCUGUCCCUAUGGAUACCACAUCGAUCUGGAUUUCGUGCGCUACUGCGAGGCUCUGGCCAAUGCCAAGCCCAGUGAGGAGGAGCUGCAGCGACGCGAUCGUCGACGCUCUCGCAAAUCCAUGGAGUUUAUGCUUGGCUUUGAGAGUCUGUUCGGUGGCGAUUGGCAGGCGGAGAGUCGUGUGCAGCCCAAACUAACGGAGGCGGCACAUGAAAGCGAACCGGAUUCGCCACACCCGGCGGUCGGACAGUCGUCCGGCUGUCGGCCACGCUCCGCGUCGGUGCCACGCUUCGCUUACAGCACCAGCCUCGCUCCACGUGCCGAGUCGCCCUACGGCACAGCCUCCUCCACAUGCUCCUCUCUCCGUGGCGGCAUCGAGAGCGAUGCUGGUGUCUAUCAGCCGCCAAAGUAUGGCCACAACGGCUACAGCCAUGCCCGUCCGGCCAACAGUCCGCCGGAGACACGCGCCUUCCUCCACGAGGCACUCGAUGAGGUCUGCAGCGAUUUCGAGCGCACCUUGGAACGCGCCUCGUCCAAGAGACGAAAGGCUGGCACCUAUAGCUAUAGUAAUGGCAAUUCCCUAUCCAUGGAUCGCAACAACAACAGCUUGAGUCUAAGUCUGAGCCUCAACAAUGGCUAUAGUUCGCCGAGGGAAUCUAAGGAAUCAAGGGAGCGUCGCAUGGGUCACAGUUCAUGGGAUCGUUACUUUGAUGUGCCAGACUCCUGCAUGGCGGGCAACCGCUCGCCAAGGUCGAGCACGCCGCGUCUCUUCCAGCGCUCGAAUACGUUGCCCUUGCAGCAGCGUCCGAGUCCCGCUGAGGUUCAAUAUGAGAGCUAUGUGCAGGCCACGGUGGCAGCCAAUGCCAAGUCGCCAGUGGAGCAGCUGGAGCGUCCGAAGGCAACGCCACCGCCACCGCCGCCACGUCGUCAUCAUUUGACCGCAACGCCUAAGGCGGAGCAGACAAAUGGACAUGUGACGACGGCAAGUCCGCUGCAGUCGCCAGUCAGCUCGGAAGCGGGACAAACGACUGCGGAUGCACAAGCUCUAUGCCAGAUACGAGAACAAAUGGCCUUGAGCCUGAAGCGUCUGAAGGAUCUGGAGGAGCAGGUCAAGGUCAUACCCGACAUGGAGCUGGAGCUGAAUUCAUUGCGUGCUGAGAAGCAGCGUCUAAUGCGUCGCAACGAGGAUUUGUUGCGUGGUCAGCGACAGACGCCGUCGCCACCGAGUCCGGGCAUCAAGAAUGCCUCACCCGUGCAGUUUACGCCGCAGCGCAUCAGUCCCGUCUCCUUGGAGAGUCUGGGAGCACGCAUGCGCAGCAGUUCCGUAUCGCCGAGUAUUAUACGCAGGGAUGUUGCCACACAGGCCGCCAGCAAAGUGAUUGCCACACGAGAUGUGGCCGUGGGCUCGCAGUUGAGUACCCGCCAUGUGGGCACCCAACAAGCUGAGGCCAUCUACUCCCAGUUGGAGCUGAAGCAGAAGAUUGAGCGAGCGCUCGCCGAUAGCCAGAAGCAGCGACUGCGACAGCUGAUAUCGGUGGGCACACAGAUGUAUGUGCCACAGCGGGAUCAGCGUGAUAUGGGCAUGCAGACAGCUCCAGAGCGUCCAGUUCUCAAGCACAAUGUGAGCAUCUCGGCAAAGCCCAUGACACGGGAGAACUUCACCAGCUGCAAGAUCGAUGUGCGAAGUGUUGGCAGCUCCGAUCACAGAAUCACCGAUGAGCUCUGCGAGAAGUGCGCGAUUGGCAAGCGCAGUGUCAGCUGUGGUACGGACGAGCCAAUGGAGCUGAAGUCGAAGCCACAGCUGCCAGGACGCAGCAACACCUUCAGCUUGGGCGAGCACGAGCAGUUGGCCAUCAAGCGGAAAGCUGUUGGCUGCCAGACGGCCAUGGCCAUGGUACACAGUGCCUCCAGUCAGACAACGACCACAACUGUGCGCUCCACGGCUGCUCAGGUGAUGCCCGAACAGCAGCAGGUUGCCACACAGUGUGGCGUGGAGUCAAAGAGCCGACAAACGGACACCAAGGGAUUGCAACGCUUGACGCAAAGUGCCACCAAAACAGAGCAGCUGAUGGAGCCGCUGACACGCCCACUUACUCGUCACACCGGAAGCAACACCGAUCCGGAAGCAAAGCCAUUGCCCAAGCCCAAGCAGAGUACAGCUCACUCUGCCUGCAACACGGAGCAGGUGCACAAACGGGACGUGGGUUGUGGUGACAUUGUCAAGCCGCACAUUUCCAUUGCCUGUGCGGCCAACUACUGUGAUUCCUGCAAGGAGGCCAUUCAGGUGCUGGCCAAGGACUUUUCUAAGGCGGCGACCACUCCGGAACCGUUAUCCGUGUCCACUACCACGCCCACGCCCACAAUUAGACGCUCCACAUCAGCGGAUUCACGCAUUCCACGUCCCAAGCAUCUCACUAGUCCCAGUCCAGUGCGCAAACAGUUCCAGAGACAAAACACCUAUACGCUGCCAGCUGCCUCAGCUACGGCCACGCCCACAAAGAGCCCAAAGGCGGAACGGAAAACACGUUUAAGCUCGCUGCAGGAAAAACCUCCGAUAUUGGUGCUUGAUGCCUCGCCCGAUUCCCAGAGCUUUAUGAAACAACCGUCCAGUAAACAAAUUGUAACGUCCCAGGAUCUGGAUCUAACCCAGCUUGGCGACGAUGAGUUAAUUGUGCGUGAGGAGAAACGAGUUAGCAUCAGUUGGUCGCGCGAUGCCUCGCCAGCUCCGCUGAUGACCUCCUCGGCCACCACAACGAGCACCAAGUCCGCCUCCCCAGAGCAAGCGCUCACCGCGUCCAGUGACUCCAACGUGGAGAGGGAGAUAUCGCAGGGGGCACGCAAAAAGUCGAGCACGCCCUUAAAGUCUAGUCAAAGCGAAGAAUCCCAGGAGACUGUCAUCGAACGCAAGCCGAAGAGGGAGCAGCAGGAGACGGAGAAUGAGGAGCAAGUAAAUGUAAAGGAAGAGCGACCUCCAACCAAGGCACAGCUGCAUCAACUGGCCCAGGCCCCAACGGAGCCCAGACAAAAAACGGAACUGCAUAAGGAGAUGAAGGAUGCCCUGAAAGUCAUCAACGAUUCACUGCUCAAGAAGUUGGGCUCAAAGCCCUUCUCUUCGUUCAGCCUGAAGACUUCAAAGGCAACCAUUAGCGAACAUUGGUUUCGUAUUUCCAGUACUGGCACCUCCAAUCCGCAUGAGGUUGAGGAUUACCUGGAUUACUUUGAAUCGCUUUCGGUGUCACUGCUGGAGUAUUGCGUCAAUCUUUCCGACAGCAAUGGCAAUACGGCAAUGCAUUAUGCGGUGUCACAUGGCAACUUUGACGUCGUAUCCAUACUGCUGGAUUCCAAGGUUUGCAAUGUAAACCAAAUGAAUAACGCUGGAUACUCGUGCGUCAUGCUCGUAUCGUUGGCCAAGCUGAAGCAAGCGGCACAUCGGACGGUCGUGGAGCGACUGUUUCAGAUGGCCGAUGUCAACAUACGGGCCAAGAAGCACUGCCAAACCGCAUUGAUGCUGGCUGUGUCCCAUGGUAAUGGCGAUAUGGUUGAUAUGCUGCUCGAUGCUGGUGCAGAUAUAAACAUUCAGGAUGAGGAUGGCAGCACGGCUUUGAUGUGUGCCGCGGAGCAUGGACGUGUGGACAUUGUGAAACACUUGUUAUCACAACAGGACUGCGAUUCACUUGUCCAGGAUGUGGAUGGCAGCACGGCGUUUAAAAUCGCCUGGCAAGCCGGACAUCGGGAUGUGGGAUUGAUGCUCUAUGUGCACGAACAGAUGUUGCGCAGUAAGCUGCCCAAUCGUGGUGAUCCCAUACGAAAGUCUCUGCCCCUGCCCGUACGUCCAAAGCCAGCUAAGUGAAGCUCUAUAGCUUCACCGAAGUCAGCCAUUUUGUAUUAGCGGCCAAAAUGUCGAACAAACAUUAGUUGUAAGAAUUGAAUUAGCAUUUCGUAGCGCUGCUUAGAGAACAUAGCAAAAACCAUUCCAUAUCAGACGAGUCGAAAAUCAAAUAUAAUAUGAAAUAUUUAAUUUUUAAUAAUUUAGCAGUUAAUUUACCACAAAAACACAAAAGGCGCUCAAAAGCAAACAAGAUUUUUCAUAUGUAUACUUAUUUGUAAAUUGUUUUAUUUAUUCUACAAUUAAUUGUUAAGUAUUAAAAACUCACAAUUUGUCAUUUAAGUUUAGUUUGUUAAUUAUGCUACUAAAAUCAAAACUGAAAAACUGUCAAAAACUUACUUUAUAACAUAAUUAUCAGUUUAAUAUUCCUUAUAAGUCCGAAAAAAAUACUAAAAAUAAAUACUGCACACACUCUUUCAGCCAUAUCAGCAAACGACAAUGCAACAACGAUAUAAAUUAACAGCAAUCAAAUAUAA
Drosophila innubila is the source of this 5455-nucleotide messenger RNA. It is a transcript of the gene Kank, whose product is annotated as KN motif and ankyrin repeat domain-containing protein 2. The record is from RefSeq and is a predicted model, not a curated record. NCBI's taxonomy places the organism in Eukaryota, Metazoa, Arthropoda, Insecta, Diptera, Drosophilidae. The transcript is spliced from 12 exons. Gene Ontology annotation, biological process: negative regulation of actin filament polymerization. The coding region runs from base 978 to 4943 and encodes 1321 amino acids. Gene Ontology annotation, cellular component: cytoplasm; cytoskeleton. Gene Ontology annotation, molecular function: protein binding.